Messenger RNA from Pogoniulus pusillus (Red-fronted tinkerbird), 3383 nucleotides. It is a transcript of the gene RFFL, whose product is annotated as ring finger and FYVE like domain containing E3 ubiquitin protein ligase. Gene Ontology annotation, molecular function: ubiquitin protein ligase activity. The record is from RefSeq and is a predicted model, not a curated record. NCBI's taxonomy places the organism in Eukaryota, Metazoa, Chordata, Aves, Piciformes, Lybiidae. Gene Ontology annotation, biological process: protein K48-linked ubiquitination; proteasome-mediated ubiquitin-dependent protein catabolic process; negative regulation of extrinsic apoptotic signaling pathway via death domain receptors. The transcript has 8 exons. The coding region runs from base 197 to 1273 and encodes 358 amino acids. Gene Ontology annotation, cellular component: cytoplasm; plasma membrane.
GCAGUUGCCAUAGCGCCGCCGCCGCGCCGAGCGGUAGGGCUUGGGGCCCAGCAGCAGCCAGGCCCGGCCCUGCCGCUCGCCACGGGACGGGGCUGCCGGAGGAGGCAGGUUGGUGAAUGUAAACCGCGCUGAGAGCACCACCGGGCCAGCCCGAGCCAGUGCAGAGCGAGGACUCAGCAAAGCCGACCAGGUUACUAUGUGGGCAAGCUGCUGUAACUGGUUUUGCCUGGAUGGCUCACCCGAGGAGAUGCAGCCACAGCCGGGAGCCAGAGCCCAGGCCUACUCCAACCCGGGCUACAGCUCCUUCCCAUCCCCCACCGCUGCUGAGCAGAGCUGCAAGGCCUGCGGGGUGCACUUCGACAGCUCCUCCAGCAAGCACAUCUGCUUGGACUGCAAGAAGAACUUCUGUACGUCCUGCUCAAGCCAGCCCGAAGGUGGCCCUCUGCUGUGCCACCUCUGCCAGCGUUUCCGAGCCACAGCGUUCCAGCGGGAGGAGCUGCUGAGGAUGAAAGUAAAGGAGCUGAGAGACUACCUGGCUCUGCGGGAGAUCUCCACGGAGCUGUGCCGCGAGAAGGAGGACCUGGUGCUCCUCAUCCUGGGCCUGCAGCCUGUCAUCACCCAGGAGGAGCAGCUAAGAACCCAUCCCUUCCCUAGCAGCACCUCUGCACAGCAGGGCUUUGUGAUUCUCCCACCCACCAGCACAGCCUCUCCUACCUCACAUGGUGCAUCUCCAGAGACUGCAGAUCCCAGCUCGAGUUCAGCAGCUCAGGAACAGGAGAAUGGCUUCGUGCCUCCGAGCCACCUGGGGCUGACAGGAGUUGAGAGUGCAGCAGAAGCACCAGCAGAGGAGGAGGCACAGUCGACUGACUCAGAAGACAACCUGGUGCAGGGCAGGAAGGCCUCUCUGUCUGACCUGAGCAGCAUCGGAGACAUCAAUGCGCUCUCUGUGCGGCAGCUGAAGGAGAUCCUGGCUCGCAACUUUGUCAACUACAAAGGCUGCUGUGAAAAGUGGGAGCUGCUGGAGAGGGUGACCAGGCUGUACAAAGAGAAAGACCUGCAGCACCUGGUUUCAGACACAGACGAUCAGCCUGGUGGUGCUGGGCUCCCCGGCGUGGAGGAGAACCUCUGCAAGAUCUGCAUGGAUGCAGCCAUCGACUGCGUGCUGCUGGAAUGUGGCCACAUGGUGACGUGCACCAAGUGCGGGAAGCGGAUGAGCGAGUGCCCCAUCUGCAGGCAGUAUGUCAUCAGGGCCGUCCACGUCUUCAGGUCCUAGGGCUGCUCCGGGAAGCCUGCCGAUGCCUUAAAGCCUCCUCUGCGCUGAGGGACGCGGUCAGAGUUGCCGCAGUUAGGUCAGAGUUAGGCACAUGGACCCCCUCCUGGAGCUGGAAGUGAGGGAAGAUGAAGCCUGGACCAGUCGUCGCUCUCACUCCAGCCACGCCUGGCUGUGCUCUUCUCUCAGCAGUGCUUUACACCGCAGUGCCUGGACUCCUUGGAGCUCCUGCCAGCAGCAGCCAGCCCACACUGCAGAGGAACUUGAUCCACCAGUGCUGGGGACAGGCUGGGUGCUCCACUUUUCCACCACGAAGACCCCAUUCAGAGGCUUUGUUUUCCCUGGAGCAACAAACAGCAGCAGGCUGGGGGCUGAGGACGUGGCCUUUGUCCUGUUGUUUGGGCCUUGCAGCCAGCAACUUUCUUUUCCAAGAUUAAAAUGUGCUCCUUAAUGUUAUUUUUGUUAAUUUAAUGCUUGCAGGACAGGCAGUCAGCCUCCCCUUCCCCUGGCAGCAGUGUGACCCUCACCCAGCUCUCCUUUGAAUUGCAGCAGGGAGAAAUGUCAGUGCCACACAGAGCCUCAGCUGCUCGGUGACAGGGAGGAGGAGGUUGCUGCUCUGACUGCUGUGGGACAUCAGGGGCUCUGCACUGCCCUUGCUCACUUAAGGAGCUGCUAGUCUCAGGCUCGAGUCUUUGGCAAGGAAAACAAAGGGCUGAAGAGAAGCAAAGGAGGAUUCCAUUGCUGCACAAUCACACUCAAGUGCAGUGGCUUUUAGAGGGGAGAUGAAAGCAAGCAGCCUUUCUCUCCUGAACUGCUAAGAGAUGGUCGGGGCAGACCCUUUUUCACUCAUCAGCUCCCCCCUGCUCAGCUUUGCAGCCCUGCUCCGUUCAGCCCAGCAAAACCAACUGAGUUUGUGCUCUGGCUGUGAGGGGAACAGAGGAUCUUGUGGUCAGAUGUGAGCAGGACAAGCCCUUGCAGCUGCCUUGCCCAGCACCUUCAUCUGGGUGCCUCUCAGGCUGACUGGCUGCCAGCACAGCCUGUGUCAGAACCCUGAAGCCUUAAGCUCUCAGCACCAGAAGUCUGCGCUCUGGGAAGCGCUCCUGCUGCUGCAGGCUUUCCCCUGCCCAGCUUUCCGCAGUGUGUUAGCCCUGGGGCUCUGUGCGGCUGCCAGCGGCGCAGAGUAAAACAACAGGAGCCCGCUUAGAGCUGCGGGGGGUGGUGCAGCUACAGCAACGCCUGUGCAGCAGUGGUCACAGCUGUUAACUUCAGCAGGGAGUACUGCAGGAGUAGCAACUCUUUGCUCCAGCUGCAACCCAAAGAGCCUUCAGUUCUGGCUGAAGAAACGUGUCCCUCGGCAGGCAGCAGCGAGGUGGGCACUGAGCUCCACCAACCCGCGGUGGCUGCUGAGGUUUAUUAACUAAAAACUGAGUGUAUUAUCCCCGUCCCUGCUCGGGUUGUUCCCUGAUACUUGGCUUAAGGCUCAGCAGCUUCCAGCCUGAGAACACAGCUCUAGGUCAGUGCACGGUUAAUAAACAACGAGAGGAGGUAAGCAGGGACUGGGUUUGCUCUUCAGGAGGCUCACGGAGACCUCUGCCAGGGGCAGAGCAGUGCAGGUCCAAAGUGCUGAACAGCCUCAAUUCACUGUGAGAAUCCCUUUGUCAGGUUUGGCAAUGAGCUCAGGGCUGGAGAACUCAGAUUUCCCUGGAGGGACCUGCAGAGGUUUGGCUUUGUGCUGCAGCAACGCCCAACAUUCUAGCGCUGAGGAGAUGCUCCCACCCCAGGACUCCAAACCACGACAAGAGCAGGACUCUUUUUCCUCCUGCAAGAAUGGAUGUGGCUGACUGAGUUGUGAGGCAAAUCCAAACCUGGAGGAACCCAGUGAAUGAUCCAAAGGAAUGUAACGAUCUGAACUAAGCAGUGGGAAUAUUUAUGUGCUUCUUGACGUCCACUUGGACACGGUUUAGGUCUCUUCAGAGUUGCUAUUCUACUUGAGAGGGUACACUGUUAAAUCCUCUUGGUACUCUGAUGGUUCAACUUCCUAGAUUUGGUACAGGGGAAAAAAAAAAGUCUGGUUUAUAAUUUUAUAAUAAAGCUGCAAUGUGAUUGAGUUAAA